This is a messenger RNA of Rhagoletis pomonella (apple maggot), 362 nucleotides long. RefSeq names its product U6 snRNA-associated Sm-like protein LSm7. Gene Ontology annotation, molecular function: RNA binding. The transcript has 2 exons. Gene Ontology annotation, cellular component: U2-type prespliceosome; spliceosomal tri-snRNP complex; U12-type spliceosomal complex. The record is from RefSeq and is a predicted model, not a curated record. The annotation marks the transcript as partial. NCBI's taxonomy places the organism in Eukaryota, Metazoa, Arthropoda, Insecta, Diptera, Tephritidae.
GCAACUUUGCAAGGUACAAGGUACAAUAUCAAGUGAUCAAAACUUUUUAUUUUGACAUGUCCGUCACAACAUAACCUCACGUAAACAAAAAUCUGGAUCAUUGUACACAAUGAUCUGGAUUUAGGUAUUGUACAUUAAUUGCCGCUUAGAAGUGUGAAAUUACCUAAAAACCACAAAUUAAUAAUAAAAUGGCUGAAAAACCUAAGACAAGUGGCGGCAAUGAUGCCAAAGAAAAGCGCCGUAAGGAAUCUAUCCUGGAUCUUUCCAAAUAUUUAGAAAAACAAAUUCGAGUCAAAUUUGCGGGAGGUCGCGAAGCUUCCGGCAUUCUUAAGGGUUAUGAUGCCCUAUUAAACUUAGUGCUA